Messenger RNA from Parasteatoda tepidariorum (common house spider), 2700 nucleotides. Lineage: Eukaryota; Metazoa; Arthropoda; Arachnida; Araneae; Theridiidae. The record is from RefSeq and is a predicted model, not a curated record.
AUGGUUAGAUCAGGGUUUAGAAUAGGAAAAUAUGGAGUUGUGUCAGAUAUUGAAAAGGCAUUUUUGCAAAUCGGACUCCAUGAACAAGAUAGGCCUUACUUAAAAUUUUUAUGGUGGCAGAACGGUAAAAAAGAACAUUCGAGAAUUUUUCUGCAUAAAAGGGUUGUUUUUGGAGUAUCCUCGAGUCCUUUCUUAUUAGGAGCUACUCUUGAAUUCCAUUUGAAUAAUGUUUCUUCUGAAUAUAAAGAAACAUCUCAAAAACUUUUGAAAUCCUUUUAUGUAGACAAUUGUGUACACAGUGUUGAAAAUAAAGAAGAAUUAGUUAAGUUUAUUCAUGAAUCACAAGAAAUUCCCGCUUCCGCAAAAUUUAAUUUACGUGGGUGGGAGCAUACUCUUUUUGAGGAAUUUGAAUCUGAAUUGAUCGAAACCAAAACAGUUCCUGUAUUGGGUUUAAAAUGGGAUAGUAAAAAGGACGUUUUAUCCAUUGAUUUAAGAGAUUCAGAUCCCAUUGCAAAUAAUCAAUCAGUAACUAAAAGAAAUAUUUUGUCAACCGUACACAAAAUCUUUGAUCCUAUUGGAUUUACCUGUCCUGUAACCUUAAUACCAAAAUUAAUAUUACAAGAAUGCUGGAAAUUGAAAUUGUCUUGGGAUUCUGAGUUGCCAUCUUGGAUGGCUAAGAAAUUUAUUAAGUGGAGAGAUCAACUCAAAAUUUUAAAUGAUAUUUCUAUCCCCAGGUGUUUAGAUAAAAAUGAGGGAGUUAGAGAAAUAACAUUGCACGUAUUUUGUGAUGCUUCCGAAAAAGCAUAUGCUGCUUGCGUAUUUUUAAGGAGUGAAGCUUCAGACACAAUUACUUGUCAAUUAAUACAAGCUAGGUCAAGGGUCGCCCCACUGAAGCCAAUAUCAGUAUCUACGCUAGAACUUUUAGCAUGUAACAUUGGAGCAAGACUUUUCCAAUCUGUGAAGGAAAGUUUACGAAUGGAAAAAGUUGACACACGAUACUGGUCUGAUUCCAGCAAUGCGCUUUACUGGAUUAAGAAGAAUGAAAACUGGGCUACUUUUGUGUUUAAUCGUGUGAAAGAAAUUCGAACUUUGACCGACCCAGAUGAUUGGAAUCACAUCUCCGGUCAAUCAAAUCCUGCCGAUUUGCCUUCCCGAGGAUGCAAAAAAAGAAAAACAGUUGUAAGCGUCACAAAUACAGAAAAUGAAGACAAAAUUUAUGAUCUUUUCUCCGAUUACUCUAAACUACUAAUAGUUAUUUCUUGGGCUUACAGAUUUUUGGAUAAUUGUAAGAAGAAGAAAGAUGCUAGAAAAUUUGGAAACAUAACUGCGGAAGAAAGGAACAGAACUGAAAUUUCGUUGCUAAAAAUAGCACAGCGAGAAUCUUUCACGGGACCUCAUGAUAAACGACUACAGAAUCUCCAAGUUCUUGAGGAUGAUAAUGGACUUUUUCGAAUUAAGACUAGACUCUCGUUAAAAGACGACUUGGAGAAUUUCAAAUUUCCUAUUGUGUUACCAAGUGAUCAUCCAAUAGUUGAAAAGCUUGUUCACUGGAAACAUUGUUCUCUUGGUCAUGCAGGUGUUCAGAUUGUAAUGACCCAACUCAGAGAAGAGUUCUGGAUUCUGAAGUUCAGAAAGACUGUUCGCAAAGUUAUCAGAAAGUGCAUAAUUUGCAAACGAUUCGAUUCACGACCAAUCGCAACUCCAACAGCUCCAUUGCCUGUUGACCGUCUAAGAGCAGCUUCUGUAUUUGAAAUUACAGGAAUAGAUUUUACAGGGCCUCUCUAUCUGAAAGAAAAUCAGAAGUCGUGGAUUGUCAUUUAUACUUGUGCUGUGUUUAGAGCAAUACAUCUGGAACUGACUACUUCACUGUCCACUGAAAGUUUUCUACAGACUUUUCGAAGAUAUGUGGCUCGUAGAGGAAGACCAGCUAUCGUUUACUCUGAUAACGGAACAAACUUGGUUGGAGCGAACAAUCUUCUUAAAAAGAUUAAUUGGGAUGCAGUAGUUAAAAACAGUGCAGUGAAUAAGAUUAACUGGAAGUUUAUCCCCCCAUCUGCACCUUGGUGGGGUGGCUUUUGGGAACGUUUGAUUGGAAUUCUCAAGCGAAUACUUCGCAAAGUCUUAGGUCGGACGUCUCUCAACUUCGAAGAAUUAAAUACUGUCUUAUGUGAUUGUGAAAGUAUCAUCAAUGGACGACCUCUCACGUACGUCAGUGAAGAUAUAAGUGAUCUAGUGCCUCUUACUCCCAGCAUGUUCCUUCAAGAGGUCAGAGAAGUUGGACUACCAGACCUGGAUCUCUUGGACAGCAAAUCUUUGAAUAAAAGGUUUGCCUACCGUCAAAGAUUGAGACAAGAUCUGACGAAACGUUUUCGUUCGGAAUAUUUGGGACAGCUGAGACAAUUCGAUAGAAAAAUGCGAAGUUCUUCACCUAUCAAAAUAGGCGAUGUUGUGCUGAUAUCCAGUGACAACACAAAGAGACUGGAUUGGCCUCUAGGGAAAGUUAUCGAGGUGUUCACGUCACGAGAUGGAAACAUCAGACUCGUAAAGUUAAAGACAAAAAAGGUGGUGAAGUUCUACGAUCAACAUCGAGGCUGUUUCCCCUUGAAGUUGGGGAAAACGAAAAGGAUGUUUUGGAAAAGCGUAUUUGAGUUUCUUGGUGUAAAAACUCAAAGGUGGGAGGAUGUUGGAAAUUCCAAUUAA